AUGUUGGCGAAACAUGCGGGGCAGGACUGCUCGGGGUCUGGACUUGGCAAGAUAGGCCGUGUCGUGUUGCUGACGGAUAGCACCUCGGCUCUAGGGAAGUUGGUGAACCGCUUGGACGUGACUAAAUUCGUCCCGGAUGCACGGCAAGCGAGACGAUGGCUCAGCUGGUUGAGCUGGGUCAACGAGUAUGAGCCGGCAGACGUCACCUUCUUCCACAUUGGGGGCACCCAAAAUCAACUGGCUGAUCUAUUGUCUCGGCUGGUGGAUAAUGGACGCCAGUAUAUGCCUGAAGGGAAGGAGGUCCCAGUGGCUUUGCUGGCAGGUACUGGUUCUUCGUCGGGCCAAUCUCAGAUUCCUCCUCCGGAAAUCCUCAGCAUCUUCUCCUCCGAGGGAUUUUUAGGAUCCGUGGCACAGUUGCAGCGGUCGGACGAGGCUACGGUUCUCUUUGGUCUGUCGUUAAGAAAGUGGCAUCAAUAUCUUGAUGGUGAUGAUGGCUCGUCUCUCAAUCAUCCCCUGGCUAAGGAGGCCGAGAAGCUGGGACUGGUGGCUCGGCAACGAGGGGUGAUUCAGGUAUAUGGAGACGUCGAUCUCUCGGACGGAGUCUGGGUACCUGUUAUCCCUGAAGGUCGUAGUGAUGAAUUCUAUCGGCUGGUGCGAACCAACUGCGAAGUGACUUGGGAUAUAAGGACGUGGGUUCUUUUCUGUUUUCAUGAGCUGGCCUCACACCAAGCUCCUUGGUCAAUGAAGAGUCAGAUUGUCCGGUUGGCCUGGUUUCCUCGGUUGGCGAAGGCGUGCCGGCUCUGGGUGGACAAGUGUGAUCAGUGCAUGGACACUAAAACGGCAGGUCGGUUGGCUAUGCUUACGGCUCCUAGGGUUCCGCGAGGUCUGAUCGACGGGAAUCAACGGAUGAAACACUUAACAAUUGAUCAUGGCUUUCCAAGCAAGGAUUGGUUGUCUCCUAAUGAUCCCGAUCUCACCUGUUUCUUGGUUAUAACCGACUCGGCCACUGGUUACUGUGUUGUGGCGGGAGCCCCAUCUACUACUACUGAGGUUACGCUGAAAUUGCUCUGGGACCGUUGGGUCGCUUACUUUGGCAUUCCUCUGAGCCUUAUGUCGGACAACGCGUUGGAUUCUCAGAUGAUGCGCCACUCUCUGGCUGCCACAGCCAUUCAGUACUUGCCGGUUCCCGCGUGGAGUCCGUUCUCAAAUGGUUUGGCGGAGGUGCGAGUGAAAAGGCUCAAGCAGAUUGUAUCGGUCAUGGAACUGCCUUGGGACGAGGCUCUCUGGUAUGCCCAAAUGACGGUAAAUUCUGCUGCCCGUGCCUCUGGGGCAAGUGCUGCGGAGCUGGUCAUGGGGAGUCGGAUAUUAACGCCCUCAGAGGCCUUGGUGGGUGCCAUGGUUCAGGCUGAAGAGAUGGACGGUACCACGGUGGAGGUGGAUCCAUCGACGGCCGACCCCACACACAUCAAGGAAGUCGUGACUCGUCUUUUGGAUCGUGAACGAGUUACAGUGCUUGAGACCCGCUUGCGGGAAUCAGUGCGAAGAGUGGCAUCAGGCCGAGGCCAUAAGAAAGAUGUCACAGAUCUGGAGGACGGAACCCUGGUGGUGUGGCGCCGCCCGGGCGCUCUGGACGUUGAGGGUCACGUGGUGAAAGUUCAGACGGUGGACGUCAACAGCGGUCCUUAUGUUUAUUUGGGGCGAAUGGCAGGGUUCUCUACUCGGCUUCGUCCGCUCGGGUCGAUUUCUGGUAAAACCAUUGCAGUUUCCCCGUGUCAUCUGGAGCCAAGGCGCGAAGAAGUGGAUCGUACUCGAGCUACGCCGUCGGUUGAAGGCACCGUGAAUCCCGCUAAGCUAAGGGAUGGAGACUGUGUACUGGUUCGUUUGUUGACGGGCGCGGAUGUACUGGGCUUGUAUGCGGGACCUUCCAUCGAUGACCAAAAGGCUGAAGGUCGGGUUCACGUACUGGACAGCGAGGAUGGUCGACAUUUUUACCCGGUAUAUUUGAAUCCCGACGGUACUACUCUCAUGGCGGAGACACCACCUCAAGGUGCUACUGCCCUUCUGAGAUCUUUUUCCAAGGUGAUGGCUUCGUUAAAGCUCACCUCUACGAGGCUAUUGUCAAAGGAUAGCCGCGAGACUCUUGUAACCCGCGGUUACUUGAGCGGAUGA
Perkinsus marinus ATCC 50983 is the source of this 2169-nucleotide messenger RNA. RefSeq lists its product as hypothetical. Gene Ontology annotation, molecular function: nucleic acid binding. Gene Ontology annotation, biological process: DNA integration. The record is from RefSeq and is a predicted model, not a curated record. NCBI's taxonomy places the organism in Eukaryota, Perkinsozoa, Perkinsida, Perkinsidae. The transcript has a single exon. Bases 1 to 2169 code for a protein of 722 amino acids.